UACCGUUUCUGCAAAGAGUUUAUUUAUUGAGUUAAUAGAUAGCUCGCGCGAAAAGCUGCUCACUCUAGAAAUUUUUGAAGUUUGCAAACAUUUUUUAAAAGAUAUGGAUACAGGUGCAAAGAUUAUGAAAGAAGAAGAAGAUGAAACAGAAAUAGUCUCUGAAGACGAAACCUCAGAUGAGGAAGAAAAAAAAUCUCUACCACCUGCAGUUGUUAUUAACAAAGAAAUGAGUGUCAAUAAGGAAUAUAAUGAAAAAAUGGAAAAAGACAGAGCAACUCGUUUCAAUUAUCUUCUUAAACAGACAGAAAUAUUUGCCCAUUUUCUUAAUACUGGAAAGAAACCUCCAAAAAGUCCAUUGAAAAUUAAAAAAUCAGAUUUUCCAACAAGUCCUCCUGGAGUUACAUCAGUCUCGACUGCUAAUGAUCAUCGUCAUCGAAAAACCGAAAAAGAAGAAGAUGAUGAACUGUUAGAAAAUUCAAAACAGUCUGAUGCCCAUAUUGUACAGUUUAGUUCUUCUCCAACUUAUGUAAAGAAUGGUAAUAUGAGAGAUUAUCAAAUUCGAGGGUUAAACUGGAUGAUUUCAUUGUACGAGAAUGGUAUAAAUGGUAUCCUUGCUGAUGAAAUGGGCUUGGGUAAAACAUUGCAAACGAUAUCUUUAAUUGGCUAUAUGAAGCAUCAUCGAAAUAAUUCAGGACCACAUAUUGUAAUUGUACCGAAAUCUACUUUAGCCAAUUGGAUGGCAGAAUUUCAGAGGUGGUGUCCAACUAUUCGUGCUGUUUGUCUUAUUGGCAAUCAAGAACAAAGAGCAGCUUUUAUUAGAGAAACUUUGCUUCCUGGUGAAUGGGAUGUUCUAAUCACUUCUUAUGAAAUGUGCAUUCGAGAAAAAGCUGUGCUUAAAAAAUUUGCAUGGAGAUUUUUGGCUAUAGAUGAAGCUCAUCGAAUAAAAAAUGAAAAAUCUUUGCUUUCACAAAUUGUGCGUGAAUUUAAAUCAUCUAAUAGGCUUCUUUUGACAGGAACUCCGUUACAAAACAAUUUACAUGAACUUUGGGCUUUACUUAAUUUUUUACUACCUGAUGUAUUUAAUUCUGCUGAGGACUUUGAUUCUUGGUUUAAUGCUGAAAGCAUCACAGAAGAAGAUCAGUUAGUGAAGCGUUUACACGAAGUUUUACGUCCUUUCCUUCUAAGAAGGUUGAAGAGUGAAGUUGAAAAAACUUUGCUUCCUAAAAAAGAAACAAAAAUAUAUGUUGGUCUAAGUGUUAUGCAACGUCAAUGGUACACCAAGCUAUUGAUGAAAGAUAUUGAUAUUGUCAAUGGGGCAGGAAAAGUAGAUAGAAUGCGUCUUCUUAAUAUUUUAAUGCAGCUUAGAAAAUGUUGCAACCACCCAUAUUUGUUUGAUGGGGCAGAACCAGGUCCACCAUAUACUACUGAUCAGCAUUUGGUUGACAACUGUGGGAAAAUGAUAGUGUUGGAUAUGUUAUUAAAAAAAUUAAAAGACUCUGGCUCUCGAGUUUUGAUAUUCAGCCAAAUGACACGUGUGUUGGAUAUAUUAGAAGAUUAUGCAAUGUGGCGAGGAUAUCAAUACUGUCGUCUUGAUGGACAAACACCACAUGAGCUUAGAACAGCUCAAAUUAAUGAAUUUAAUGCCCCUGGUAGUGACAAGUUUUUAUUCAUGCUUAGUACUCGUGCAGGUGGACUUGGUAUUAAUUUAGCAACUGCUGAUGUUGUGAUUAUGUAUGAUAACGAUUGGAAUCCCCAAGUUGACUUGCAAGCACAGGAUAGAGCUCAUCGUAUUGGUCAAACAAAGCAAGUCCAUGUAUUUAAGUUUAUUACUGAGAAUACUAUAGAAGAAAGAAUUAUAGAGCGUGCUGAGAUAAAAUUGCGUUUAGAUGCAGUGGUUAUUCAACAAGGAAGACUUGUUGAUGCCUCUGCAAAAAUUCAAAAGGAUGAUAUUUUGAAUAUGAUUAGACAUGGCGCUGAUAAAGUAUUUGCUGGUAAAGAUGCAACAAUUUCAUCUGAAGAUAUUGAUGCAAUAUUAGAGCGUGGUCAAAAAAAAACUGACGAGAUAGCUAAGAAAAUGCUUGAGUUGGGAGAAAACCAACUUCAGAAAUUUACAAUGGACACUUCAGAAAGUAUAUACCAGUUUGAAGGGCAAGACUUUCGUGAAACACAUGAUAAACCUGGUUCCUUGAGUCAUUGGAUUGAGCCUCCAAAGCGUGAGCGCAAAGCAAAUUAUGCUGUUGAUACAUAUUUUAAAGAGCUAAUGCGUGUAAAUGAACCAAAAGCUCCAAAAGCUCCACGCCCUCCGAAACAGCCUAAUGUUCAAGAUUUUCAAUUUUUUCCACCGAGGCUCUUUGAACUACUUGAUGUGGAAAUCUAUAGCUAUCGGAAAUCUAUAGGCUAUAAAGUUCUUCGUGACUAUGAUCUUCCUGAUGAUGAAGCAAAGCGUUUACAAAAAGAAGAGCAAAGUAAAAUUGAUAAUGCUUUGCCAUUAUCAGAAGAAGAAAGCAUAGAAAAAGACGAACUUCUUACACAAGGUUUUGUCAAUUGGAACAAACGAGAUUUUAAUCAGUUCAUAAAAGCAUGCGAAAAAUAUGGGCGAGAUGAUAUUAAUCAAAUAUGCAAAGAAGUAGAAGGGAAAACGCCUGAAGAGGUGAAAGAAUAUGCAUCUGUUUUUUGGGAACGUUGUAAUGAACUGACAGAUAUUGAUAAAAUCAUGUCACAGAUAGAAAGAGGGGAGGCUAAAAUACAACGAAGAAUUAGUAUUAAGGAAGCCAUGGAAGCAAAGAUGGCAAGAUACAAAUCACCUUUUCAUCAAUUAAGAAUACAAUACGGAACAAAUAAAGGCAAAAAUUACACAGAAGAAGAAGAUAGAUUUUUAGUUUGCAUGAUACACAAAUUAGGUUUUGAAAAAGAGAAUGUAUACGAGGAGUUACGUCAAGCUGUACGAAAUGCACCACAGUUCAGAUUUGAUUGGUUUAUAAAGUCAAGGACAGCUGUUGAGCUACAGCGUCGCUGUAAUACACUGAUAACACUUAUUGAGCGGGAAAAUCAAGAAAUAGAAGAAAAAGAAAAGAGAGAAAAAAAGAAAGGACCAAAACCAGGACUACCAAGGGGACCUAGCCAAAAACGUAAAAGUGAAACUCCUGUUUCAAAACCUGCUAAAAAAGUGAAAAAAUAAAUUAAUAGAGGGUUGAAUUUUCUUGAUUUCAUUGUAUAUUUUCUGUUUUAAAACAAAGUUUCUUCUUGCUAUCAAACGCAAACAUCUAUUUAUGGGCAACAGUUGUUAUUAUAUUAUCGAUUUUAUAUUGUGGAUAUUACAACUUAUUUUAUCA
Hydra vulgaris (swiftwater hydra) is the source of this 3332-nucleotide messenger RNA. RefSeq names its product SWI/SNF-related matrix-associated actin-dependent regulator of chromatin subfamily A member 5. Lineage: Eukaryota; Metazoa; Cnidaria; Hydrozoa; Anthoathecata; Hydridae. Gene Ontology annotation, biological process: regulation of transcription by RNA polymerase II; nucleosome organization. Gene Ontology annotation, cellular component: chromatin; nucleus. The record is from RefSeq and is a predicted model, not a curated record. Gene Ontology annotation, molecular function: ATP binding; nucleosome binding; histone binding.